Molecule: messenger RNA, 3960 nt
Organism: Sporisorium graminicola
Lineage: Eukaryota; Fungi; Basidiomycota; Ustilaginomycetes; Ustilaginales; Ustilaginaceae
Exons: 1
Coding region: 1-3960 (1319 amino acids)
Source: RefSeq, a predicted model, not a curated record
AUGCCCAUCCUCGAUACCAAGCUCGAUCUCAAUGCGCUCUUUCGCAAACAGGUCAAGGCGACUCCCGACGCCUUGGCACUGAUCGACCCUUCAGCCAAGUACACAUAUGCUCAGCUUGACGCAAAAGUCGAGAGCCUCUCGCACCACUUUCGUCGACACCAUGCUGUUGGCCGCGAUUCGCUCGUCGGCAUCCUCAUGGGGAGAGGUGCAGACUAUGUCAUCGCCUGUCUCGCUGCUUUGCGUGCUGGCGGCGCCUUCCUCGUCCUCGAGCUCGCCUACCCGCUCGGUCUCCUUCACGAAGUCAUCAAGGAUGCUCAACCGGCUGUCGUUGUCACCCAGUCAGAGCACGCCAAAUUGCUUCCCAAGGCGCUUCCUUCCAUCGUGAUUGAUCACCCAGAACACGCAGCUAGCCUCUUUGCACCCGUUGACGCUGCUGCUUCGUCGUCAGCCUCGUCCUUGCCACCUCUCCCAGACGAGACCGACCUGGAGCGUCUCGCCUUCGUCUCUUACUCUUCCGGCACAACGGGCAAGCCAAAGGGCAUCGCAAACCCACAUCGAGCUCCCGUCAAGUCAUAUGACCUUCGUUUUGCUGUCAACGACCUCAAGCCGCAAGAUCGAGUCGCUUGCAAUGUCUACUUCAUCUGGGAAAUGCUUCGUCCUCUCUUGCGUGGAGCAACCACCUAUGCUAUUCCAGACCAAUCGAGCUACGAUCCCGUCAAGCUCGUCGAAUUGCUCGCCACCGAAAAGAUCACCGAAACGCUCAUGACUCCCACCCUGCUCGCCGCCGUGCUCGCUCGCCACCACAACCUCGGCAGCAAACUGCCGGAUCUUCGUGCACUUUGGCUCAACGGUGAGGUGGUUACCACCGACUUGGCCAGAAGAGCCAUCAAGGCGCUUCCCAACACGCGUAUCCUCAACUGCUACAGUGCCAGUGAAACCCACGAGGUGGCCUGUGGUGACCUGCGCGAGAUGCUCCCCACCUUGCCUGCCGAUGCUCCAUACUGCCCCGUCGGUCCGCCCAUGGACCCUGCCCACACUUACAUCCUCGACGAGGACGGCAAUGCAUUGCAGCCAGGUGAGCCAGGUGAGCUCUACGUCGGUGGCGAUCUCCUCGCUCGUGGCUACCUCAACCUCGUCGACACCACUGCAAAGGCUUUCACUCGCGACACAUUCGCCUCGGAUCCCAAGGCGCGCAAGUACCGAACAGGUGAUCUCGCCCGCAUCGUCCCCGAGUCCGGUCUGCUCGAGAUUACCGGCAGAGUCGGCGGAAUGAUAAAGAUACGUGGGUAUUCAAUCGUUCCUGCCAUUGUCGAAAAGGCCAUCGUCGACAACUUUGACGUCAGCAACUGCGCUGUCGUCGCUCACGGUGAGGGCCUCGAACGUCAGCUUGUUGCUUACGUCGUACCCGACGAAGGCGAGCGAGGCGACCGCACCCUCCUCACGAUCGAUGACAACGGCCACAGCCCCGGCGCUCGUCAACUGCUCGUUGCCCACCUCGCCCACUACAUGAUUCCCACCCUCUGGGUAGUGCUUCAUUCGCUUCCUACUCACGAAGUGUCGGGCAAGGUCGACCUCAAGAACCUGCCCAACCCUAAAGCCGCCAUUGCUGCGGCCAGUGGCACCAACUCGCGAGCCAGAAGCCCAGCACCCGACGAGACGGUAAACCUCAAGUCGAUCGCGCAGCUCUGGGCGCUUUCGCUCAACAUCAACCCCAACACUGUGCUCGAAGCGGGCAAGACGGUCAGCUUUUUCGAUCUGGGAGGUCACUCGCUGCUGCUGGCCGAUCUGGCUACCCGUAUCUCGAAAACGCUCGGCGGUUUCACUGUGCCGUUGGGUGAGCUGGCUGGACACCCCUCACUGCAGGAUCACGUUCGCAUCACUCUGGCCGCUCGUGAUGGCUACAACGCGGCAGUGCAGGCGGAUCUGCCCACGGUCCUGCGCGCCGACAUCGAGCUAGCGCCCGAGUUCAAGCUCGCUUCCCCCGAUAAGGUGGCUGCCACUCCCUUGAACCAGGCCAAGACCAUCUUGCUUACGGGUGCCACAGGUUUCCUCGGUGGGUUCCUGCUGCACGACUUGAUCCAAAACACCUCGGCACGUAUCGUUUGCCUGAUUCGCUUCAAUGCUCCCUACCGUACCGACCGAUCCGCCGCCAUGGCUCGCUUGCGUCGCAACAUGCUUGAUCUCGGCUUUUGGGACCACUCGAUGCUCGACCGUAUCGAUGUACUGCCCGCCAACCUGUCGCGCAACCGUCUGGGUCUUGUGCCCGAGGUCUACGAGAGCCUGGUCGGCAGCGUCGAUGCCAUCGUGCACUGUGCGGCCCAGGUCAACCUCAUCUAUCCGUACGCUGCUCUUCGUGAUGCCAACGUUGAGGGCACGCGCGAGGUUCUCCGUCUCGCCUUCCUCAGCAACGCCACCGUGCAGUACGUCUCGACCAACGGCGUGCUGCCACCUUCGCAGACGGGUUGGCCAGAGACGAGCAUCAUGCCGCUCGAGGAAGUCCCCGAUAAGCUGCUCGAUGGAUACUGCCAGACCAAGUGGGUGGCCGAACAGCUGGUGCUCGAGUCUGCCAAGCGUGGUUUGCCUGCCAAUGUGAUCCGUAUUGGCACGCUCAGUGGCCACUCGGAGACCGGUUCGACCAACACGUACGACCUCAUCACGGCGUUGAUUGUCGAGUCGGUGCACUUGGGUGUGGCGCCCGAGAUCCCUGACUGGCACAUUGAGAUGACUGCGGUCGACUACGUCAGCCGCGGCAUCGUUGCCAUUGGUAAUCAUAUCGAUGCGAAUCAGCGUAUUUACCACUUGGGCGACAGCGAGCCGAUUGACGGUCGUGUGCUCUUCCAGCAUCUGGACGCGCUCGGAUAUCCCACAACGAGGACCAACUGGAAGUCGUGGGUCGCGCUGUGGCACGAGAAGCGAGGCUCGGCCAAGGGCGGAGAUCACGGUCUGACGGUCGACAUCUUGCGUUCGGGGAUGCCGUCGGAGGAGUUCUUGCUGGGGAUCAUUGCGUUGAAGGACGACGCAACCCGUCCUGCGCUUGGCGAUUUGCAGAGGCCCAAGGUGAAUGCCAAGCUGCUGCAGACGUACGCUCGCCACUGGUAUGCGCGUGGAUGGAUGCAGAGGCAGCCCUCGAGUGUUGCUGAUACACCCAACGGUGUCAACGGCAACGGUGCCAAUGGACUCGCGGCCGCUGCCCCAGCCUUCGACCCCAAGCACCCACUCCGCGGCAAAGUGGCCAUCAUCACGGGCGCAUCCUCAGGCAUCGGAGCCGCCGUUGCCAAAGCACUCGUCCGCGAAGGAGCGCACGUCGCGCUCGCCGCGCGCCGCGUCGAAGCGCUCGAGAAGCUCUCCAGCGAACUGCACACGAUCUCGAGCUUCGGCGCCAAAGUGCACGUCCACAAAACCGACGUCGUCGACCGUCAGCAGGUAGACGCGCUGAUGCAGAGCACAACGGACACGCUGGGUGCGAUCGACAUCAUCGUGUCGUGCGCCGGCGUGAUGUACUACACGCUCAUGCAGAACGUCAAGGUGGACGAGUGGGACCAGACGGUUGACGUCAACUGCAAGGGACUGCUCAAUGUGCUGUCGACCAGCCUGCCGCGCCUGCUGCCGCGCAACACGGGCCACAUUGUCGCCAUCUCGUCCGACGCUGGACGCAAGGUCUUCCCCGGCCUGGGCGUCUACAGUGCCUCUAAGUUCUUCGUCGAGGCGACGCUGCAGUCGCUGCGACUCGAGACGGCCGGCACAGGGCUGAGGGUGACGGCGGUGCAGCCGGGAAACACGGCGACGGAUCUGUUGGGCAUGAGCAGCGACCAGGAGGCCAUCAAGAAGUACGGCGAGCCCACGGGCGCCAAGAUCUUGCAUCCCAGCGAUGUGGCUAGCGCGAUCGUCUAUGCGCUCAAGCUGCCGGAGCAUGUUGCCAUGAACGAGAUUCUCAUCGAGCCGAGGGACGAGCCCAUUUAG